This is a messenger RNA of Fragaria vesca subsp. vesca, 607 nucleotides long. RefSeq names its product pathogenesis-related protein PR-1-like. The record is from RefSeq and is a predicted model, not a curated record. Bases 68 to 607 code for a protein of 179 amino acids. Gene Ontology annotation, cellular component: extracellular region. The transcript has a single exon. NCBI's taxonomy places the organism in Eukaryota, Viridiplantae, Streptophyta, Magnoliopsida, Rosales, Rosaceae.
UUAUACCCCAAAUUUUAACCACUGCAGCCUCUAAAUUAUAAGUACAAUCUCCCUUAAAUUUUGUCAAAUGAAAGACUCAAUCCACAGAACAAUGUCCACAUUGUACUGCUUCACCAUCACAAUUUCUCUUCUCCUUAUCUCAACCACAUAUGCACAUGCUGCACCCCCAAAGCAAACGCAGCAGUACCUAAGCCUUGCCUACAAGUUCGUGGCUCCUCAAAAUGCUGCUCGGUCCGCUGUCCGAAUGAGGCCCCUUGUGUGGGAUGCAAAUCUCGCUAGGUAUGCACAAUGGUACGCCAACCAGAGACGAUACGAUUGCGCUUUGAGGCACUCCAACGGGCCUUACGGUGAGAACAUAUUCUGGGGUAGCGGCAAGGGGUGGAUGCCGGCUCAGGCGGUGACGGCUUGGGUUUCGGAGAGGAAGUGGUACAGUUACUGGUCUAAUUCUUGUGCCGGAGGGCAGGAAUGCGGGCAUUACACACAGAUUGUGUGGAGGAGUACAACAAGAGUUGGUUGCGCUAGAGUUGAUUGUUUUGGUGGGAGGGGUGUGUUCAUGGUUUGUAGCUAUGAUCCUCCUGGGAACUAUAUUGGAGAAAGGCCUUAUUGA